AUGAAAACAGCUGGUGCAGUCACAAUAUUAGGCUUGAUGACAUCUUUGCUGCUCAUAGCGAUAACAUCGUUGGGUGUUGUUGUUGGUCAGAAAGAAGUAGUACUCGACUCUAAUGGACAACCAGUAAAGGCCAAUACUCCGUAUUACAUCUCGAAGCCGGAAGAAAGAGCAUGGAUUUCCCGUUAUGGAAACAGGACGUUUGCUCCCUUCUCAUGCCCAAGAAGAGUUGUAUUGUUCUCUAACGCAAUUGUAGAAACACCUCCACCAGUUAUAUUUGUAUUACCAUCAUCAGAUGAUGUCGUACGUGUAUCAACAGAGCUUAACAUCAUGUUCUCAAGGCCCUUUAUAUGCCGUGAGUCCGGGUAUUGGAGAGUCGUUGCAAACAGCUCAUCGCCAAUCAAAGAAGUAGUCCUGUCCGGAUCCAAGUCAAGCAAUGACAGUACCUUCACCAUCAUGAAAUUUGACAGCGGAUCUUACAAGUUUGCUUUCGGCAGUGCUGACAAACCGACCGAUAUCGGUUUAGAUGCGACAUAUCCUGGUAUAUCAAGGUUGAUAUUGUCUAACAACUCUAGCUUUGGCGUCUCUUUCGUCCCGGGCUCUUAA
This is a messenger RNA of Raphanus sativus (radish), 603 nucleotides long. Its product is annotated as kunitz trypsin inhibitor 6. The record is from RefSeq and is a predicted model, not a curated record. Bases 1 to 603 code for a protein of 200 amino acids. NCBI's taxonomy places the organism in Eukaryota, Viridiplantae, Streptophyta, Magnoliopsida, Brassicales, Brassicaceae. The transcript has a single exon. Gene Ontology annotation, molecular function: endopeptidase inhibitor activity.